This is a messenger RNA of Cutaneotrichosporon oleaginosum, 1120 nucleotides long. RefSeq lists its product as uncharacterized. Lineage: Eukaryota; Fungi; Basidiomycota; Tremellomycetes; Trichosporonales; Trichosporonaceae. The record is from RefSeq and is a predicted model, not a curated record.
UGCCAGCCGAGUCUGUAAGUCUCCUUACUACUUGUAAUCGUUUUGCCUGCAUCCACUCGCCGAAGCACCAAGCAUCGAGUCAUGUGCAUCCGCGUGUGGAGUGGGAGUGGGAAUCAAGCAUCGGGCUCCGGGAUACGCGUCGGACGGGACGACUCCGAAGAGAAGAGGUGCGCAAUUGAAACGGAAGCUUGUGCGUUCGAAAGGACGAUGGGUGACAAAUGCCUCACUGGCACUCACCGGAGUCGUGCCAUGGAGCCUUGGAAUCGUUGCCAGGCGUCGCUGCCACUUUGCUACGUUCAUGCUUGCAAGUGCCUCCGUCAUGGAGUACUGGAGAGUGCGAGGAGGCACGGCGGGCCUGCUCAUCGAAACACGGCACACGGUACGUCUAGUUUGCUCAAGCUUCUCGCGUGGGUGUACACUAGUGGAGUUUCAAGCUCUCAACUCUGGCUCAAAGUUGUCGCGCGAGCGAGCACUCGCACAAUUGGGGCAGCGGAGACACGCCGAACUCGGCGGCCCACGCGACACGCGACUAGCUCAUUGUUCAAACCCAUGUCCAAGCCACUCGGCAGCCCCCACCCGGCCGACCCGCUCCGACAACUCUAACCCCUUCACUUACAUCCUAAUCUGCCGUCAUGAGCGUUUCUCCCACGUCUCCACGGACACAAGGGCGGAGGGCCGAAACCGAGGGCCGAAACCGGGGAGCCAAGAACUCAGUCCGAGUCUAGACCAUCUUGCUCCGUCGCAGGACUUGCAUCAGGCCAAACGCAGAUCAUUCGAGUACAUGCUGAUGCACCUGAUGUGAUCGUCGAUGAAACGCCCGUCUCCUCGUUCUACUCCCGCCAAAGACCUCAGCCGAUGCCGACAACAUGCCGAGACACUUACGUACGGUCCCACCGCCAGAGGGAGCGAUCAGUCCCCGUCGAAUUCUCAAGAUGUUGCAGACCAGUCAGAAGUCUGUGUGGUGAGUCACCGCGCGCUGAUCUCGUCGCCACCAUGCCAUCAGGCCGCGUUUCAAGCGUUUCAGGUGUGCCCGCUGACUUUUCAUGCCGGCAGCAUGCGGCACACGGCACCCACCCCGUUACAUGUCAUGUCGGGUCCCGUCUUCUAGAGUGCAUGCCAG